Drosophila erecta is the source of this 723-nucleotide messenger RNA. RefSeq lists its product as uncharacterized. NCBI's taxonomy places the organism in Eukaryota, Metazoa, Arthropoda, Insecta, Diptera, Drosophilidae. The record is from RefSeq and is a predicted model, not a curated record. The coding region runs from base 57 to 557 and encodes 166 amino acids. The transcript has 2 exons.
CAUCAGUCGUUGUUUCGGCCUUCCCACAGCUACACUUCAAUCCUUCCAUCUCCACCAUGGCAAAGUUCCAGCUUAUCCUCAUGGCUGCAGCCCUUAGCUUGUUGGCCGUUUCCCAAGCCCAGCAGCAGCGCUAUUCGCAGCGCCUGAGCCGCGGACGCUCGAGGUACUCCGCUCGCCAGGAGCUGGCUCCCGUCGACGCAGCUGAUCCGGAUGCCGUCACACCCUAUCCCUCGGCGGAUGAGCUAAAGCCGGAAGUGCCCUUCGACGAGGCUGCUGCUCCCUCGGCCGCCGAGCCCACGCCGGAUGCCGUCUACGGACCGCCCGAUGCUGCGCCUAACAGCGUUCCCGACGAGGUGUACGGCCCACCGGACGUGACCGGAAACGAUCUGCCCGCUGCCGCUGACAUUCCGGCGGAGCAGCAGGCCCGUUUGGUAGCUGGCAGGAGGCCGGCCAACUAUCGGAGAGUGGCCAAGCCUGUGGCCUAUCGUCGUCCGCUUUCCGCCGCAGCUCGUCCGGCCAAAUUGAGUGCUGCCCGGUCCACCUUGCGACGCUUUUAAGGGGAUAUUCCAGCAGCCAACUCAAAACAAAAACCAAUGACGAUCAAAACAGCCACGAUGACGACAAAAACACACACAGGAACACUUUUUACCGGAUCCCACACUCAUACACACGAAACACACAUCCGAUUAUAAUAUAAUGCAAAUAAAUCUGAUUGAGAUAGAA